Messenger RNA from Rattus norvegicus (Norway rat), 1922 nucleotides. RefSeq names its product KH RNA binding domain containing, signal transduction associated 3 (gene Khdrbs3). The record is from RefSeq and is a predicted model, not a curated record. Gene Ontology annotation, biological process: regulation of mRNA splicing, via spliceosome. Gene Ontology annotation, molecular function: nucleic acid binding; RNA binding. Gene Ontology annotation, cellular component: nucleus. NCBI's taxonomy places the organism in Eukaryota, Metazoa, Chordata, Mammalia, Rodentia, Muridae.
AGGACUCCAGCGGCCCCGAGGGAGGAGCCCAGUCCCUCUCCCACGGUUUUUCUGUGUGUGCCUAGGCGGCCGCUGGCUGGGCAGUUUGCCGUUCCUGGGGGCGGGCACUCAUGCCAGCCUGGCUGGCAGGCAGGCGGCCCUUGGAGGUCUCAGUUUGGGAGAGGAGGCCCGCCAGAGAGCCAGUUCUUGCUCGCCCUUUCUCUUUUUGAGACAAGCUGGGCGGGUGACCCUCAUUGGUGUCAGGCUUAGGGUUGAACACAUUGCCAAAGGAACCACCGCCUGUGCCAUUUUUCACACUCCUCCAACCAGCGCGGGUGGAAAAGGAACCGGGAAGUGCCAAGGACAGGGACAUUGGGGUUUAUGGAGGCACGCCUACCCAAGGCAGUAUUCUUCUGGUUUACUUCUCCUCUGGCUUCCUGAAUCAUCUGUUGGGAUGGAAGAAAUAGAAAAGUUUCAGAAGGGAGAAGCCAAGGAUGAAGAGAAGUACAUUGAUGUGGUGAUAAACAAGAACAUGAAGCUGGGACAGAAAGUGUUGAUUCCUGUAAAGCAGUUUCCCAAGUUCAACUUUGUGGGGAAGCUUUUGGGUCCACGUGGCAAUUCCCUGAAGCGCUUACAAGAAGAAACGUUGACAAAAAUGUCCAUCCUUGGCAAAGGUUCCAUGAGAGACAAGGCAAAGGAGGAGGAGCUGAGGAAAAGUGGAGAAGCGAAGUACUUUCACCUCAAUGACGACCUGCACGUGCUCAUUGAAGUGUUCGCGCCCCCAGCGGAAGCUUAUGCCCGGAUGGGGCAUGCCUUGGAAGAGAUUAAGAAGUUCCUGAUCCCUGACUAUAAUGAUGAAAUCAGGCAAGCACAGCUCCAGGAAUUAACUUAUUUGAAUGGAGGUUCAGAAAAUGCAGAUGUCCCAGUGGUUCGAGGGAAAUCAACUUUGCGUACGAGAGGUGUAACGACACCAGCAAUAACCAGGGGAAGAGGAGGAGUCACAGCCAGGCCUGUUGCAGUUGGGGUACCACGUGGGACACCGACUCCCCGAGGAGUCCUUUCCACCCGAGGGCCAGUGAGCCGGGGAAGAGGACUUCUCACUCCCAGAGCAAGAGGUGUCCCCCCAACUGGAUACAGACCUCCACCGCCACCCCCAACACAGGAGACCUAUGGAGAGUAUGACUAUGACGAUGGGUACAGUACAGCAUAUGAUGACCAGAGCUACGACUCCUAUGACAACAGCUACAGCACCCCAGCACAAAGCGGAGCGGAUUACUAUGAUUACGGGCAUGGACUCGGCGAGGAGGCUUAUGAUUCCUAUGGGCAAGAGGACUGGACUAACUCAAGACAUAAGGCUCCUUCGGCGAGGACAGCGAAGGGCGUCUACAGAGAGCAGCCAUAUGGCAGAUACUGACUGUACUGUCUGAUGUUGUGAAAUAGCCAAUCUCCACCGUCCUGUAUACUGUUCAAAGUAAUUGUUUUCUAUGACCAAUCCCUUUUUAAAUAAAUCAAAAUGCUUAAAAUCUGAACGGAUGGAACUUAAAGCCACUUUGUUGAAGCAUCCACUUGGCAGGGAGAAGAAGGACAUGUAAAAUUUUGUUAUUUGCAGUCUGUAUAUGAAAGCUAGGUUAUGAAAAGGAAAAAAAAUAACUUUGAUUAACUAGUGUUAAACAAAAAGAUAGGUUUACUAAAUAUGUUAAUCCAUUCUUUAACAUAAGCCUCACCUUUCAUUUUAAAGGUUUCCAUAGAAUUUAGUUAUUUUAUCUUUCAGCCAUAUGCUAGUUUUUUUUUCUUUCUUUCUUUCUUUCUUGCCAACUUGCGUGAAAAGGGAGCCAAUUACAAGUGCAGACAAUGUGGUUUCUUUUGUAACUGAGUCCUGAAAUGUUCUGUAGUGUUAGGCAAAGUCUCCUCUUGCUUGAUACUAAAUAAACUUUUGAAAGAAA